Messenger RNA from Heterocephalus glaber (naked mole-rat), 2191 nucleotides. RefSeq names its product intestinal-type alkaline phosphatase-like. Gene Ontology annotation, biological process: dephosphorylation. The record is from RefSeq and is a predicted model, not a curated record. NCBI's taxonomy places the organism in Eukaryota, Metazoa, Chordata, Mammalia, Rodentia, Bathyergidae. Gene Ontology annotation, cellular component: plasma membrane. Gene Ontology annotation, molecular function: alkaline phosphatase activity.
AUGCAGGGAGCCCGGGCGCUGCUGCUGCUGCCACUGCUGCUGCUGGGCCUCAGGCUACGGCUGACCCUUGGCAUCAUCCCAGAGGAGGAGGAGAACCCGGCCUUCUGGAACCAAAAGGGGGCCGAGGCUUUGGCAGCUGCUAAGAAGCUGCAGCCCAUUCAGACUGCGGCCAAGAACCUCAUCCUCUUCCUGGGGGACGGGAUGGGGGUGUCCACGGUGACCGCCACCAGGAUCCUGAAGGGGCAGAUGCAGGGCCACCUGGGACCAGAGACGCCUCUGACCAUGGAUCGAUUCCCAUACAUGGCGCUGUCCAAGACCUACAGUGUGGACAGACAGGUGCCAGACAGCGCAAGCACAGCCACCGCAUACCUAUGUGGGGUCAAGACCAACUACAAGACCAUCGGUGUGAGCGCUGCCGCCCGCUUUGCCCAGUGCAACACAACCUGGGGCAACGAGGUCAAGUCUGUGAUGUACUGGGCCGAGAAAGCAGGGAAGUCUGUCGGAAUUGUGACCACUACCAGGGUCCAGCACGCCUCGCCGGCAGGCACCUACGCACACACCGUGAACCGCAACUGGUACUCGGACGCCGACAUGCCCGCCUCAGCGCGCCAGGAGGGCUGCCGGGACAUCGCCAUGCAGCUCGUCUCCAACAUGGACAUUGACGUGAUCCUGGGCGGGGGCCGCAAGUACAUGUUCCCCAGGGGGACCCCGGACCCCGAGUACCCAAGUAACACUGCCCAGGGAGGAGCCAGGCAGGACGGGAAGGACCUGGUGCAGGAGUGGCUGUCCAAGCACGAGGGCUCUCAGUACGUGUGGAACCGCACAGAGCUGCUCCGGGUGUCCCAGGACCCGUCCGUGACCCGCCUCAUGGGCCUUUUUGAGCCUUCUGACACGAAAUUUGAGAUCUCCCGAGACCCUGAGCUGGACCCGUCCCUGGUGGAGAUGACGGAGGCAGCCCUGCACGUGUUGAGCAGGAACCCCAACGGCUUCUACCUCUUCGUGGAGGGGGGCCGCAUCGACCACGGCCACCACGAGGGGAGUGCUCAUCUUGCCCUUACUGAUGCGGUCAUGUUCGACUCCGCCAUCGACAAGGCCGGGCAGCUCACCAGCGAGCAGGACACCCUGACCCUCAUCACCGCCGACCAUUCCCACGUCUUCACGUUCGGGGGCUACACCCUGCGGGGGACCUCCAUCUUCGGGCUCGCCCCCUCCUUAGCCUCAGACUUUAAAAACUACACCUCCAUCCUGUACGGAAACGGCCCGGGCUUCCCAUCCGCUUCCCCCAGGCCUGAUGUCAGCAACAGUGAGAUUGGUGACCCCAAGUACCGGCAGCAGGCGGCCGUGCCCUUGGCGUCAGAGACCCACGGCGGCGAGGACGUGGCGGUGUUCGCGCGCGGCCCGCAGGCGCACCUCAUGCACGGCGUGCAGGAGCAGAGCUACAUCGCGCACCUCAUGGCCUUUGCCGGCUGCCUGGAGCCCUACACCGCCUGCGGCCUGCCGCCGCCCGGCCAGAGCGCAGCCACGGAAGCCCCCACGGACGCCCCCACGGACGCCCCCGCGGACGCCCGCGCGGACGCUGCGCCGCCUUCCCUGGCGCUGUUGGCCGGGACCGCGCUGCUCCUGCUGGGGGCGACCGCUGCGCCCUGAUCGCAGUCCCCGCCGGCUCCGCCCCGGGUCUCCCUGCACCCUCACCACCCUGGUUACAGGGGCCGCCAAACUGAACUGCGACCCCAUCCAUCCUCGUGCUGGGACCUCUGUCACUCACCCCAGCUCCUGCAGAGAAAUCCCCAGGGCCUGGCCAAGGCCCCUCCAGUCUGGGUAGUGACCUGCCUCAGAGCUCAGCGCUUCCUCCUCACCCCUGACUGCGCCUCCACCCACUGGGGUGCCCUGGAGCUCGUCUCCCUGCGUCCAUCUGAGGCCACAUUGACCCCUGUGUCCAUUGCUGCGGCUCUGGCACUGGGCUUCCAGACUGCGGUUGCCUGCACCCCAGGAAAGAGUUGAGACCGGCCACUCUGCACCCCACCUGCAGCAUGGGGACCAGUGGGCAUUGGCUCCGGGGUCCCCACUAGGCUGGCCUUGACUCUGGCUCACCUUGGUGAGCUGGAACCACUGAUUUAGGAACAAGGAUUCCCUGCCCUCCUGGGCCACCAUUCUCCUGGAGAGACAAAGUAACUAUAAAGAGAACUGUGAG